UUAAAAGGUAGCAACUUCUGAGCCAGUUUGCCCUGAGUUAUGGAUGUUGGUGUACUUACUUCAGGUCAGAUCACAGCUCAGAGGGAUCUAACCAGAAGCAGCAACUACCGGCUCUCUAUUUGCCUUUUACCAGGUUCUACCCUUCCAGUAUGUUUCAUUUGAUAAGACAUUUUCCAGCUCCCAGAGUUUCAGUACAAUGUGCAAAUGGAUACUGACAAAUGGUGCCUCAGCCUUUUCCCACCUGCCUUAUUGCUGCUUGCUGCUGCUCUUCUUGGUGUCUUCUGUGCCUGUCACCUGCCAUGACCUUGGCCAGGACAUGCUGCCCCCGGAGACCACCAACUCUUCUUCAUCCUCCUCCUCUUUCCCCUCGUUCUCAUCUCCUUCCAGUGCGGGGAGACACGUGCGGAGUUACAAUCACCUCCAAGGAGACGUGCGCAAGAGGAAGCUCUACUCUUACAACAAGUACUUUCUCAAGAUCGAGAAGAACGGCAAGGUCAGCGGCACCAAGAAGGAGAACUGCCCCUUCAGCAUAUUGGAGAUAACAUCUGUAGAAAUUGGAGUUGUGGCAGUUAAGUCCAUUAAGAGCAACCAUUAUUUAGCCAUGAACAAGAAAGGAAAAGUCUACGGCUCUAAGGAGUUUAACAGUGAUUGCAAAUUGAAGGAAAGAAUAGAAGAAAAUGGAUAUAACACAUAUGCAUCCUUAAAUUGGAAGCACAAUGGAAGGCAAAUGUUCGUGGCCCUGAAUGGAAGGGGAGCCACAAAGAGAGGACAGAAAACAAGAAGGAAAAACACUUCAGCUCACUUUCUUCCAAUGGUAGUAAUGUCAUAGAUGAAGGAACUAUUUUAUCAAUGCAGUUGAACCAAAGACUUUUGUGUCAAGAAUAUUUGGUAAUCCUCUUGAAGAGUAAAUGCAAGGAAAUAGUGCAGAUGUCUGCUUGUUUGAAAAGAGAGCAGGGGAAGCCUUUGAAGGUUUUGUACUCAUUGAUGGUACAUGAAAUACUUUUAUUUAGUUUGGCACCAUAUCUUAUAAUCAAAAUACAAGCUGGAUCAAAUGGGAUGGAAGUUACUGCCAGCGUGGACUAUUUUCGUAAUCUCUGUGACAGAACUUAAGGGGCUUGAGACAAUCUGUUGAAUGACCUUCAUGGGGAAAGUUAUUUAUAGAAUACUAACUCAUAUCAAAGACCUUAAUUGCUCAUUCAAGCCUAAUGAUCCAAUGAAGAGUUAGACACACAAGCAUUUACUGGAAGCACUUGGAUCACAUGCACAAAUAAUAGCAUUUCUGGAGAAGCCUUGUGGAAGAAUGGAUAGGAUUAAGGAAUAUAGACAAAGUAGUGUAAAACUGUUCUAACAAAACAAAUAGUAUGGUUUGCUUGUAUGUUCUAACUUCAUUCCUUUUUAUUUCUAAGUUAUUUAUUUAAUAGGAUGUUAAAUAUCUUUUUGAUUUGAAAUGUUUUCCUCAUUUGCGUCUUUGUUAUUUUCCCUUUCCUCAGUACUUCACACAGAGGUUGAUAGGUUAAAAUGUCAAAACCUCAUAAGUACUCUGAGAAUAGGUAUUAGACAAGGCAGAGUUUAAUGUGUAUAACCCAUUUUUUUCCUAAACUGUCUUGCACUUAAGCAGAAGGACCAAACAAGCAGUGCUUGGAUUUAUGGUAUUGGGUGUCUUUAUGUUACCAUCUUGUAGAAUCACAGGCAUAUAGUGGGAGCAACACUUAAGGACUGAGGGAUAAGAGAUCCAAAAAUCAUGCUCGUGCAUUUAUCAGAGAUUAUUACUCACAUGUAUAUUAUAUAUGAGACCCAACCAAAAAGCCAUGCUGGUAUCCAGCUUUAGCAUGCCUUUCAUACCCAUCAUAGUAACUGAAGGCUCAAAAUACAUAAUAUCCAGCACAUUUUUAUGACGUGUUACAAGUCCCAUGGCUUAACUUGAGCAACUGCAGUAUAAAAGUUAAGUAUAGUAUGAAGUCUGUUCAAUUAAAGGUACAUAAGGGUUGUUUUAUGCUUUGCUUUAAUUUUAGAGAGCUCUGGAUAGCUCACCAAUGUAACCAUAUUGAAAUUCAUUUUGUUAGAGCAGAUAAAUAGAAAACAGUACAUCAAACAAUGUGUAUCACUGUCUUCACAUUGUAUUCCACUAAAUAAAUAAAUAAGCCUUUGCAGUGUCUGUAGUAAGAAACAAAAGUAGUAUAAUAUUAUUUUGUUCUAAAUACUUUA
This is a messenger RNA of Phalacrocorax carbo (great cormorant), 2205 nucleotides long. The record is from RefSeq and is a predicted model, not a curated record. NCBI's taxonomy places the organism in Eukaryota, Metazoa, Chordata, Aves, Suliformes, Phalacrocoracidae.